Elephantulus edwardii (Cape elephant shrew) is the source of this 444-nucleotide messenger RNA. RefSeq names its product hemoglobin subunit epsilon-1-like. Gene Ontology annotation, cellular component: hemoglobin complex; haptoglobin-hemoglobin complex; blood microparticle. The record is from RefSeq and is a predicted model, not a curated record. Gene Ontology annotation, molecular function: oxygen carrier activity; heme binding; haptoglobin binding. NCBI's taxonomy places the organism in Eukaryota, Metazoa, Chordata, Mammalia, Macroscelidea, Macroscelididae. The coding region runs from base 1 to 444 and encodes 147 amino acids. Gene Ontology annotation, biological process: oxygen transport; hydrogen peroxide catabolic process. The transcript is spliced from 3 exons.
AUGGUGCAUUUUACUGCUGAGGAGAAGGCUGCUAUCACAAAUCUGUGGGGCAAGGUGAACAUAGAAGAGAUUGGUGGUGAGGCCUUGGGAAGGCUUCUGGUUGUCUAUCCAUGGACCCAGAGGUUUUUUGACACUUUUGGCAAUUUGUCCUCUGCCUCUGCCAUCAUGGGCAACCCCAAGGUCAAGGCUCAUGGGAAGAAAGUGCUGACCUCCUUUGGAGAUGCAGUUAAGAACAUAGACAAUCUCAAGGGAGCUUUUGCUAAACUGAGUGAACUGCACUGUGACAAGUUACACGUGGAUCCUGAAAACUUCCGGCUCCUGGGCAAUGUGAUCGUGAUCAUUAUGGCUUCGCAUUUUGGCAAGGAGUUCACCCCUGAAGUACAGGCUGCUUGGCAGAAACUGGUGGUUGGUGUUGCCACAGCUCUGGCUCACAAGUACCAUUGA